CGCAACUCUACAAUUGCGGAUAGUAGCUUUCUACAGCAUUUUAAGCUCAAGAGGAAACCCAACCUCAUCUUCUUAGAGAAAACGCGUCAUGCCCCCCACAUCAGCAACAAAUUUGGGGUACACCCCUCCUGAUGGGGGCUGGGGGUGGGCCGUGGUUUUUGGGGCCUUUGUCUCCAUCGGCUUCUCCUACGCCUUUCCCAAGGCCCUCACCAUCUACUUCAAAGAGAUCCAGGAUUACUUCUCCAUAUCUUACAGUGAGAUCGCCUGGGUGUCCUCCAUUAUGCUGGCUACUAUGUAUGCAGGAGGGCCCAUAAGCAGCAUCCUGGUCAAUCGCUAUGGCAGCCGUCCUGUGGUCAUAGCUGGUGGGAUAAUGUGUGCAAUUGCCAUGGUAACUGCCUCUUUUGGCAAUACCAUUAUGCAUUUGUAUAUAUGCAUCGGAAUCAUUGGAGGUUUGGGGCUCUCCUUCAAUCUCCAGCCAUCCCUGACUAUAAUUGGAAAGUACUUCCAGGUCAGGAGGCCGAUAGCCAAUGGGCUGGCCAUGGCCGGAAGUCCAGUGUUCCUCUGCACCCUGGCGCCUCUCAAUCAGUUCCUGUUUGACAACUUUGGCUGGAGAGGUAGUUUCUUCAUCCUGGGGGGGAUGCUGUUGAACUGCUGCGUGGCGGGGGCUCUGAUGAGGCCCAUCGGGGGGCGUGUCGAAGGAAAGCAGGCCGCAAAGGAGAACGGAACCGCCAGCGAGCACAGCGCCGCUAACGGUGCCAGUGCUCCUGUCGGGGCAACGGGCAAGACAGGAUGCAUGGACAGAGUCAACAAAUUCAUCGACCUCUCGCUCUUCAAGCACAGGGGCUUCCUCAUCUACCUGGCUGGGAAUGUACUCAUGUUCUUCGGCUUCUUCGCCCCCGUUGUCUUCCUCGCCCCGUACGCCAAACACAUGGGCGUGGAUGAGUACUCGGCAGCCUUUCUGCUGUCCAUCCUGGCCAUGGUGGACAUGAUCGCCCGGCCUGGGACAGGGCUGGUCGCCAACACCAAGUGGAUCCGGCCCAAAAUCCAGUACUUCUUCAGCUUCUCUGUGGCCUACAAUGGUGUGUGCCACCUCCUCUGUCCCCUUGCCCCAGGAUAUGGAGGACUGGUCGCCUAUGCUGUGUUCUUCGGCAUUGCUUUUGGCAUGGUGUGUGCCCUGCUCUUCGAAUCCCUCAUGGACCUGGUUGGAGCACAGCGCUUCUCCAGUGCUGUUGGGCUUGUGACGAUUAUUGAAUGCUGUCCAGUGCUUCUGGGACCACCAAUUGGAGGUGCACUGGUGGACAUCUUCAAUGACUACAAAUACAUGUACUUCACGUGUGGAGCUGUGAUGCUAGCUGCUGGCAUAUUCCUCUUUGUCAUGAACUUCUACAACUACAGGAUGCUGGAGCGAGAGAAGAAAGAGCUGGAACGGAGUGUGGAGCUGUCUGCUGCCGAGCAGGUGACCAUGAGAGAGGGGGAGGAGACGGGUGACAGCCACGCCUAAACCCAGUCAUCGUAGACACCUGUCCACAGAGGGAAGCUUCCAUGGCAAUGUCCCAUUGGUUUGUGCACUCGUAUGACGACAACACCAGUUUUCAACAACUGUCCACCACCUUCUGGUCCAGUGAGAGUUCGGCCACCACUCUUCCUGUUGAAUUUGAUGCUCGGCCUUCUCUUUGUACCUGACAUGGAAGGACCUCUCAUUCGGUCAAAGGGUCAGAUUUCUUACUCUAGCUGUUACACAGUGUUUAUUAUUCUGUUCUAAAGGAUAUUUAAGAUGUCUGUGUAUAUCAGAAUACAUACUUGCUAAAGUAACAGUGGACAGAAGUCAAUCAAAUCAAUGAGAGAUUUUUUUAGGGUUUAAUUCCUAUUUUAGCUAUUUAAGAUCACAAGCACAUACAUGAUGGUUGUCGCUGUUCAACAGAGCAGACCCUUUGUGCCUAGUAUUGAAUUUGUAAACUUGAAUGUCAUUAACACUUUCAUUUAUUGGAACCAGAAGAAAAGACUACAGAUGAGAGUAUAGGCAAAAUGAAGUUGCUUACUCUGCAUUUUUUAGCUUUCAGUUGGUGAUGUAGCCAACAUCAUUCCUCCAUUGUAUUAUACAGGCGGAAAAGCAGUAAAUCUGGACUGUUACUACUAGCAUACCCUAGUGUUGCAGACUUUAUGAAGAUUUUUUUUAGUUGAUACUGUACUUUUCCUCUGGAAGAUAUUUUAAUACUGAAUUUUUGAACAUGUUUGUGUCCAUUUUGAAGGGCAAAUGAUGUGUAUCAAACUUAGCCGCUGAAGAAAAGGACAAUAUCAGUGACAUUGAGAAAUUUUUUGGAAAUUUUCUUAAGUAUUGUCAAACCAUGUACCUCUAUUUAAAGCAACUGUAGGGCAGACUGUUGUACAAUAAAUGGCAGCAACGAAUAACCUUCUUA
Megalops cyprinoides (Indo-Pacific tarpon) is the source of this 2417-nucleotide messenger RNA. RefSeq names its product solute carrier family 16 member 7 (gene slc16a7). The coding region runs from base 89 to 1501 and encodes 470 amino acids. Gene Ontology annotation, cellular component: membrane. Gene Ontology annotation, molecular function: monocarboxylic acid transmembrane transporter activity. The record is from RefSeq and is a predicted model, not a curated record. The transcript is spliced from 5 exons. Gene Ontology annotation, biological process: monocarboxylic acid transport; transmembrane transport. Lineage: Eukaryota; Metazoa; Chordata; Actinopteri; Elopiformes; Megalopidae.